This is a messenger RNA of Guillardia theta CCMP2712, 2841 nucleotides long. RefSeq lists its product as hypothetical. The record is from RefSeq and is a predicted model, not a curated record. The coding region runs from base 1 to 2841 and encodes 946 amino acids. Lineage: Eukaryota; Cryptophyceae; Pyrenomonadales; Geminigeraceae. The transcript has 5 exons.
AUGCUGGGAUGGGUGCAUCGGCUGCGGGGGACGCGAGAGCGAGCGGAAGACGAGGUGCAGCUGACGGAGCUGCAGAGGAGAGAGGAAGAGGAAGACGCCCUCUACGAUGACCAUGAGAGCGCAAGAGCCUCUGGAUCUCAUGCAGAGGACGCGCCGCUGGAUGGACACGGGAUGGAUCGGGGUGGCAAUACAAACGACUUUGUCAGUGACAACGCGCUUGCAGGAACAGAUUGGCAGCUCAAGAUGGGGGGAUUGUGUUUCGCUACUCUUUCUUUGAGGCACUUUGUGCCGCUGUUUGUAGUCUAUUCAUUCUUCAAAGGUCCUGUCGCUACUGGGCCCUUUCUCUUCAGAAGCACUUUUGGUCUGAUGUGUGGCCUUCUGUUACUGAAAAUCCGAUCAGGAGGCUUCAAGUACUGCAGCUCUCUUCGUGCUGUCUGUCUGUGCCUAUGCAUAGUGUUCGACUUGGUAUUUGCAAUCGUGAUGAUGAACUUCACUGUGAUGGUAAUGGACGCUCUGUUGAGGGAAACGAGCCCGUCUAGGGAGGUCAACAUUUACUGGCAGGGGACUUACUACUUCUUCUCUUUCGUCUCUGUUUUGGAUGUUCUCCUUGCUCCGCUUCCAGCAAUAUUCCUUCUUCGAGCGCUACACACCUCACGGUACAGCUACUGGCAACCCAAACGCGAUGAGGGGUUUCGAAGGCUGCUCAAUGCCUUUCUCGUCCGUCCUUCUCUCCUUCCCGAUCGUCACUCUGUAUCUGCUCUCAGACUCUUAACUCCUAUCUGCCUCUUAUUUUUCAUCGUAGCUGCAGUGAUAUCCCUAAUGGUUGGUGCUGUCUUUCUUGGAGUUUUCGGAAGUUGGAUUCCAGGUCAACGCUGCGACACUACUACCAUGGGGGACGCUAACUGCUAUGUUCUGGACGGUGCAUGCGACAUGAUCGAUCCUUCUGAAUGUUUGUUUCCUUUUCCAUCAUCUUUCUUCAUGCGUCCAGACUCGGAAUCCUCAACAGGCUGGAAAGUCCGUAUCCCCAUUGAAUCAUCCCUGCCUCUGAACAGCGGGGGCCGCGUCACGCUAGAUCUUGAUGCAUGGAAUGUAUUGGAUGGUUUCUCUAUUCUUGCUCCAAUGCUCUUUAGACUUGGAGACGGAAAAAUUGAUGUAGACCGCAAAAGUUUGCGGCCUGACAAUAAGGUUUCAGAGCGCCCGGAGGACUCCAUCCCGUUCUCAGUCAACUUGGCAGAAAGCCACACAUUACUGAUCGACGUCGAAACGGCACGGCCUGUACCGCACUUUGUUGAGCUUGAUUUUGCCUUGAAGGAAGAGGGAUUUGGCUACGUUUUGAUACUUCAGCCGGCUGCUCCGCUUCGCUAUUCAGCUCAUUACGUUGUCGCAGUACGACGGCUGCGCAACGUGAAGGAUGGCCAGUUGAUCCAGCCAUCCACCACGUUUACGGCUCUUCGAGAUGGUUCAGGAGACCCACAACGGCAAGCAGUAUUCGAAGAUACGGUUUUCGGCACCCUAGCAAGAGUUGGGUGGCAGAGGCAAGAGCUGCAGAUUGCUUGGGAUUUUCGUACAGGGUCAUGGGAAGGGUCUGAAGGCAGGGCGAGACACAUGGUACUCGAUUCGCUGGAGCAGAUGCGUUCUUCCUUCUUCAUCCCCAAGUUUGAAGUCCAGGACGUCGUGGCAGAGCAAUGUGAUGCCGUCAUCAGCAGGGGCAGACAAGUUUGGGGCAGAAUGAAGAUCCCGAGCUACACGAGUCAACCAGGUCCAGGUCAUGAUCUUUUCACGAUUUUUAAAGGAGGUGUACCUAUCCGUUCUGGCGACGUUGAUGUCCAGUUUGCUUCAUUGAUUCCCUGUAGCGUGCUCAAGAGGAAGAAAUCUGAAUUCAUCCUCAAUUAUGGUCACGGGAUCUUGGGCACUCGUGCUGAAGCUGUCCAGCAGCGAUGGUUGGAAGGUCUCGCAAAUCGCACUAAUUCCAUCUUGUUUGCCGUCGAUUUUGCAGGCAUGUCCAAGUUCGACCUUCCGAUCGUCUUUAAGAUCUUGCUGAGUGACCUCAGCGCCUUCAAGGUGGUUCCAGCACAGCUGAUGCAGAGCUUCGUCAACGGAGCCUGCGGGAUAUGGUACUUGCGCAACUUGCUGCGAACGAACGCUGCCUUCAAGUCAGCAGGCUCCGAGACCAUCAGCAGCUCAACUCCUGCGUACUUUUACGGGGUCUCUAUGGGCGGUGUGCUGGGUGCUGGAUACACGCUCUCCUCUCCCUACUUGACAAGAUCAGUCUUGAGCGUUCCAGGAACUCCCCUUGCUCUGCUACUCAUGAGAAGUCUGGACUUCAAGAGCUACUUGAAGAUCCUCAAGAUCCAGGUUUUACGGCCAACUCACCUUCGGCUUGCGCUGUCUCUCAUGCAACAGCUCUGGGACCCAGGAGAGUCAUCAGGCUGGCUGAGCCACAACGAGUCCUUUGCUGGGAAACGCUUCCUAAUUCAGGCCGCAGAGGGCGAUGCGCAGGUUUCAAUCAUCGGAGCUGACAUCCUCGCACGUGCGCUGGGAGCUGUUAGAUUCCCGUCUCCCCAUCACAAAUACGGCAUAUCGGAGAUUGCACCAGCAGAGGAUGGAUACCUCACGGGCGGCAGUGCUCGGGCCCUCUUCACCGAGUUUUACUUUGAUGGAGUGAAGCCGCAGCCGCAGCUAAAUCUGCCGGCAGCGGAGGAGACGGACCCACAUGAGCUUCCUCGUCGAGACGGCAGAGGACUCAGACAGGUCGCGGCUUUCCUUGAAACGGGUAGGUUCUUGCAGACAUGUAGUGCCGACGGCUGCGUUGGACCCUUUCAGCCGAUGUCGGCACUGUGA